GUUUCGUCACUCUCCGGGGAGGAGCGUGAGUGACGCGUCACAGUUUGAGGAGGACAGACAGCUCGGCCUCGGCGGCUAAAAAAGGGCGGCGGUGCUCUCUGCGAUCGAACAGCUGUGGAGGAGAGUAGGAAACGCGGGUGUCAGCCCGGAUUAUUGCAGCCGUUCCACGACAACACGACAGACCGACAUUGGGUUGUUCAUUUCGCGACUGUCACCGUGUUGUUAUUUCUGCGCGAUGGAGUUUCCGGAUUUGGGAGAGCACUGCUCCGAGAACACCUGCAAACGUCUAGAUUUUCUACCAAUGCGAUGUGAUGCCUGUCAAGAGAUUUUCUGCAAGGACCACAUUACCUAUGCAAACCAUAAGUGCAUGUCAUCCUACAAGAAGGAUGUCCAGGUCCCAGUAUGUCCCCUGUGCAACAUCCCCAUUCCCAUCAAAAGGGGAGAGAUGCCCGACAUUAAAGUUGGCGAACACAUUGAUCGGGAUUGCAAGUCGGACCCCGCGCAGAGAAAGAGAAAGAUUUUCACAAAUAAAUGUUCUAAAGGAGGCUGUAAGCAGAAGGAAAUGAUACGAGUUACCUGUGACCAGUGUCAUUUAAAUUACUGUCUUAAGCACCGGCAUCCGCUGGACCACGAUUGUAAGACUGAUGGGAAACCUCUGUCCAAACCGGGACAUUCUGCUUUAAUGAGGGCCCAAGGUACUUCCUCUACCUCCACCUGCGCCUCCGCUUCAUCAGGUUCAAGACACUCUAGACCCGUUUCUAAUGGUGUCAGUGCCAACAGCAGAGGACACGGCACUGGCACUGCACAACGGAUUCCUACUUCCGUUUCAGCACAGAAUGUGAUACCACCAUCGGCGUCGUUUCAGGCCGGCAUGACGGAGGAGCAGGCGUUGCAAAGAGCUCUGGAGAUGUCGCUGGCUGAUUCCAGACCGGCCGCUCAGCCGGACCUCACCCCUCAGGAGCAGGAGGACCAGGCGCUCGCUCAGGCUCUCGCUGCCAGCGAGGAAGAAUUCCGGCGUCAGCAGCAGAGACAACAGGUACCCGGCAAGCUUAGGCAUCGGUAGCGUGCUGCGAGGAACACGUGGAGGUGAGAGAGUCCAAAUCGUCCAACUGCAGUCUUUCUUAAUCUCCGACCUCGAGCCGUGUGACUCAUCUACUAGAACCUGCACAUCUGGGAUACAGAUAUCUGGGAGCGAUGAUUGUUCAAUAAAGAAAUCCUCUUUUCUUUAUUACCCAGUAUAUUACACACUUCUACACUAUAAGCACAUGCUUUCCCAGCAGGAUCUGUGAUUUUUACUGAAGCUUGGCUCUGUACAUAUUUUAUAUGCUAAUCAUGACACAUUAUAUUACCAUAUAUGAAUACUGAAUAAAUUAUUUCAAAGAUG
Pungitius pungitius (ninespine stickleback) is the source of this 1384-nucleotide messenger RNA. RefSeq names its product zinc finger, AN1-type domain 2A (gene zfand2a). Bases 236 to 1063 code for a protein of 275 amino acids. Gene Ontology annotation, molecular function: zinc ion binding. The transcript has 10 exons. Gene Ontology annotation, biological process: protein targeting to ER; proteasome-mediated ubiquitin-dependent protein catabolic process. Lineage: Eukaryota; Metazoa; Chordata; Actinopteri; Perciformes; Gasterosteidae. The record is from RefSeq and is a predicted model, not a curated record. Gene Ontology annotation, cellular component: endoplasmic reticulum; cytoplasm.